AUCGACCUUGACUAGGUUCUUCUGACAGAGCAGGUCUACAUCAAUAAGAUAUCAAUUUUAUCUCUCUACCGUCAUCGAUUAUUCACUUAUUCCAUGGCGGAUCAAGUUGAUCCACCAGGCGAGAUUAUGGCGCCCAAGAUUCGACCUGGCGAUAUUGGCUCCAGCAUCAAGAGAGAGUUUGUGGAAGUUGACGGCUGGAAAUGGUCAUAUCUCGAUGCCCCCGCCAAAGGUCAACAAAAGGCCGUCGCAGUACUGAUUCACGGAUUUCCCGAUCAAUCUCUCGCAUGGCGAUACCAGUUUCCGCUGUUGACUUCUCUGGGCAUUAGAACCAUUGCUCUAGACUGCAUGGGUUAUGGCGAGACGGGAGCUUCUACCGACUUGAAAAAGUAUGGCUUCAAAGCUCACGCCGACACCGUCGCUGCCAUUGCGAAGAAAAUUGGCACGCAUCAGAUCAUUAUUGGAGGUCACGAUUGGGGUGGAGCAGUAGUCUAUCGCGUGGCGCAGUGGUAUCCUCAACUCGUCUCGCACAUUUUCAGCGUCUGCACAUCCUAUGCUCCGCCCACAAAGGACUUCAUCAGCACCAAAACUCUCAGCGAGACGACUCUUCCGCAAUUCGGCUAUCAACUCCAGCUCGGCUCCGAGGAUGGUCAGAUCGAACACGUCGUCCAUGAUGAGCGAUCGAUUCGACAAUUCCUCCGGGGAAUGUAUGGAGGCAAACCGACGCGCGGCAGAAAAUUUAUGACGCCCGAGAAAGGGAUCGAGUUGGAUAUAUUGAUUGGGAACGAGAAAGACGCCAUUGCCGCCUCGCCUCUCUUCAAUGAGGAAGAAUUCGAGUAUUACGUGCAACAGUUUCAGAAGAAUGGGAUUCGCGGUCCGUGCAAUUGGUAUCGGACUCGCAGGAUCAAUUAUGAGGAUGAUUUGCGGCUGCCGCAGGAGACGAGGAAGUGUAUUACGCAGCCCACGUUGUAUAUUCUUGCUACGAGAGAUAGUAUUUUGACGAGGGCCAUGUCGAGCAAUAUGGAGAGGGCUGUGCCGAAUUUGACGAGAGGAGAAGUCCCGGCGACGCAUUGGGCGCUGUGGCAUACUCCUGAUGAGACGAAUCGGAUUCUGAAGGAGUGGUUGGAAGCGGUGGUGUUGGGUGGGCGGAGUAAGUUGUGAUUUUGGUGGUUGUGGGUGUGGUAUUUGUAUUGUUU
This is a messenger RNA of Sphaerulina musiva SO2202, 1193 nucleotides long. RefSeq names its product epoxide hydrolase. The record is from RefSeq and is a predicted model, not a curated record. The coding region runs from base 94 to 1158 and encodes 354 amino acids. The transcript is spliced from 3 exons. Lineage: Eukaryota; Fungi; Ascomycota; Dothideomycetes; Mycosphaerellales; Mycosphaerellaceae. Gene Ontology annotation, molecular function: hydrolase activity.